AUGGACGCGGAUUUGGACCCGUGUCCGGUGGGGCCCGAGCGCGGGGACGCGGACGCCGGCCUGCCGGCGGCCUGCUCUUCCAACGGCAGCGGCGGCGAGGAGGACGACCCCGAGCCCGAGGUUCUGAGUCGGCAAGCGGGCGGCGACGGAGGCUCGGGAAGUCAACGCACUCCGGAGAGGAGCGUCUUGCUCGGCGGCAGAGAACAAGAAGUGUCGGUGGAAAUCGGAGAAACCUAUUUGUGCCAACGAGCCGACAAAACGUGGCACGCGGCCGAAGUGAUCCAGUCUCGGCUAAACGAGCAGGAAGGAAGAGAAGAAUUCUAUGUGCACUAUGUGGGCUUCAACAGGCGCCUGGACGAAUGGGUGGGCAAAGGGCGCCUGGCGCUCACCAAGACGGUGAAAGACGCGGUGAGGAAGAGCGUGGAGGUGGGCGGCGUAGGCGACAUCGGCGAGCAGCCCGAGCGCAAGAUCACACGCAACCAGAAACGCAAACACGACGAGAUCAACCACGUGCAGAAGACGUAUGCCGAGAUGGACCCGACGACGGCGGCGCUGGAGAAGGAACACGAGGCGAUUACCAAGGUCAAGUACGUGGACAAGAUCCAGAUCGGCAACUUCGAGAUCGACGCCUGGUAUUUUUCGCCUUUCCCCGAAGAUUACGGCAAGCAGCCCAAACUAUGGAUCUGCGAGUACUGCCUCAAGUACAUGAAAUAUGAAAACACUUUCAGGCACCACCUGUCCAACUGCCAGUGGAAACAGCCCCCGGGCAAGGAAAUCUACCGUCGGAGCAACAUCUCAGUGUACGAGGCGGACGGCCGCGACCACAAGAUCUACUGUCAGAACCUAUGUCUGCUGGCAAAACUAUUCCUGGACCACAAAACUCUCUACUUUGACGUGGAGCCUUUCAUCUUCUACAUCCUCACCGAGGUCAACAAGCAGGGGGCGCACAUCGUGGGCUACUUCUCCAAAGAGAAAGAAUCUCCGGACGGGAACAACGUGGCUUGCAUCCUGACUCUGCCCCCGUACCAACGACGUGGCUACGGGAAGUUCCUCAUUGCCUUCAGUUACGAGCUAUCCAAAUUGGAGAGUGCUGUAGGCUCCCCCGAGAAGCCGCUCUCCGACCUAGGCAAGCUGAGCUAUCGCAGCUACUGGUCCUGGGUUCUUCUGGAGAUCCUCCGAGAUUUCAGGGGCACACUUUCCAUCAAAGACCUCAGCCAGAUGACGAGCAUCACGCAGAGCGACAUCAUCAGCACUCUGCAGUCGCUUAACAUGGUCAAGUACUGGAAAGGCCAACAUGUCAUCUGCGUCACUCCCAAGCUGGUGGACGAGCACCUCAAGAGCGCACAAUAUAAGAAACCGCCCAUCACCGUGGACACGCUGUGCCUCAAGUGGGCGCCCCCCAAAAACAAGCAGGCCAAGUUAUCCAAGAAGUGA
This is a messenger RNA of Nerophis lumbriciformis (worm pipefish), 1434 nucleotides long. The record is from RefSeq and is a predicted model, not a curated record. Lineage: Eukaryota; Metazoa; Chordata; Actinopteri; Syngnathiformes; Syngnathidae.